Molecule: messenger RNA, 345 nt
Organism: Dovyalis caffra
Lineage: Eukaryota; Viridiplantae; Streptophyta; Magnoliopsida; Malpighiales; Salicaceae
Source: the annotation of a GenBank genome assembly
AUGAAAGGCUAUUUCGCUGGGAGUGCGAAGUCUUUCUAUGUCGAUCCAACCGAGUCAGUUGAAGUUGCAGUCUUAAGCAAUGUAACAAUAGUGUGCUUAUGCAUAAAAAGGGGGGCAAGCACAAGGGCUAGGUCAAGGAUAGGCCCGGGAUUACAGUCUGCUCGUGGUCAUGGAAAGCCCGUCUUUUUGGCUCUAGAAGCUCCUUCUGUAAGACCUUGGUCAAUCAGUUCUUUUUACUCAUAUUCAUGUGCUGCGGAUUCUCGAACAAGAACAGCAGAUUCAAUAGCAACGGAGUCGCGAAAAGAGCCAGUCUCUCUUUCUGGAAGCUAUCUUGUGAAAGAGUAG